Messenger RNA from Phodopus roborovskii (desert hamster), 1614 nucleotides. RefSeq names its product ubiquitin specific peptidase 18 (gene Usp18). Gene Ontology annotation, molecular function: cysteine-type endopeptidase activity; cysteine-type deubiquitinase activity. Gene Ontology annotation, cellular component: cytosol; nucleus. The coding region runs from base 103 to 1212 and encodes 369 amino acids. NCBI's taxonomy places the organism in Eukaryota, Metazoa, Chordata, Mammalia, Rodentia, Cricetidae. The record is from RefSeq and is a predicted model, not a curated record. The transcript has 10 exons. Gene Ontology annotation, biological process: protein deubiquitination.
ACCUUUGUGCCUGGCUUGUGUGGACUCUUCCGGGAAGAGAAGUCGUGGAAUCCUGAGCCUCAGACAGACAGUCCCAGACUCAAGGGUUAGGCGUGAUCACUAAUGGGCAAAGGGUUUGGGUUCCUGAGGAGAACCUGCCAGUCAAUCGUGGCUGAGCCUCAGUGCCCCUCAGAACUGAAGGAAGAGAAGAGUAUGACAAGGAAGAGGGGCCUGUCUAGAGAACACUGCAGUGCCUGGGACCGGCCUCAUGGCCUGGUUGGUUUACACAACAUCGGGCAGACCUGUUGCCUUAACUCCCUGAUUCAAGUGAUGAUAAUGCAUGAGGACUUCAGAAAGAUAUUGAAGAGGGUACCAGUGCCUCGGGGCCUAGAAGAGCAGAAGAGGAGUGUCCCCUUUCAGUUGCUUUUGUUGCUGGAGAAGAUGCAGGACAGCCGGCAGAAAGCAGUGCUGCCCAUGGAGCUGGCUUGCUGCCUCCAGAAGUACAACGUGUCCUCCUAUGUCCAGCACGAUGCUGCUCAUCUCUUCCUUACAAUCUGGAACCUGACUAAGGACCAGAUCACUGAUGUGGACUUGGCAGAGCAGCUGCAGGUUCUGUUCACAAUCUGGACAAAGGAGUCCCUGAUCUGUUUGGGCUGUGGUGCGGAGAGCAGCAGAAGCAGUAGGCUGCUCACCCUCUCUCUUCCUCUUUUUGAUGUGGACUCAAAGCCCCUGAAAACGCUGGAGGACGCCCUGCGCUGUUUCUUCCAGCCCAAAGAGCUAGCCAGCCCAGACAAGUGCUUCUGUGACCACUGUGGGAAGAAGACGCCUAGGAAACAGGUUUUGGAGCUGACUCAUCUGCCCCAAACCCUGACCAUCCACCUCAUGAGAUUCUCCACCAGGGAUUCACGGACAGAGAAGGUCUGCCACUCUGUGUACUUUCCUCAGCGCUUGGAUUUCAGUCAGGCUCUGGCAACCGAGAAAGAGCUUGGUGAUACCAAGGAACAGCCCGAAGUACGGUAUGAGCUCUUUGCUGUGAUUGCCCAUGUGGGGAUGGCUGACUUUGGUCAUUACUGUGCCUACAUCCGGAAUUCUGUGGAUGGAAAAUGGUUCUGCUUCAAUGACUCACAUGUUUGUUGGGUGACCUGGGAGGAUGUCCAGUGUACCUAUGGAAAUCACAGAUAUCGCUGGCGGGAAACUGCUUAUCUCUUGGUUUACAUGAAGAUUGGACCCUGAUGGAUAAACUCACACCUUCUUGGAAUGACAGACUCUUAUUUUCCUUUUCCAUACCCAUGUUUGCUGCAUAUUCAAUGAGAAUCAUAAUUUAAAAGACAUAGUAGUUUAUUUAUAAGCAAAAGUUAAUAUUGCUAUUGCUUGGAUGUGGCUUGUCUCCACAUACAGGAGGCAUGGUUCAUAGCACUUCAAUGAUUAGAUGGUAGAUAGACCUUUAAGAGACAGGGUCCGGUAGGAGGUAAUUGGUCCAUGGGAUCUCUCUCUUCUGUGCACUAAUAGUUCUUUUUCUGUUUCUCUACCAUGCUGUGAUGCAACCACAGGGGUCCACAACAUGAUACCAGUGCCAUGCUGGUUGGAUCCUCCAGCCAUUAAAAUUUUGAGUUAAAUAAAUGUUAUCAGAAAUGA